CCCACCUCGAGAUUGGUCUUUGUCCUCUCCUCAAGGCCUUAAAGCUGCUUCAUAUCCGGCCUUCUAAGGACCUGUUCUCCAUUCUUCAGACAAAACAUCACUUUUACAUCUUUCCUAGGUUCAUUUUUCCUUUCUUCUCUCGUUGUGGUUCUAUCUUGGCGCUAUCCCAUCUGUCGCUUCUUGACCCAUUGUGCUUUAUUUUUCCUUGACCCUCUCGCUACUACUACACUUGGACUUCUCGCUUGGACGAGGAUCCGUUUUCUUUUUGGGCCGUCAUCUUAAAGACCGAUCAAGCAUACCAGGCCGGUUGACCCGGACCUAUUCCUCUUUUACGCUUAAUCUGUAAUCUUGUUACAGGAGUCACUUGUGAAUCCCCUCACUUCUCGUUUCUACACCCCCACUACUCUUUCUCCAUGAUGCCGAAACACUCUCGAGCUACAAGCUCAUCUCAGAACCGCUAUAAUGCGGGUAUCCCAGUUUCUCUCGCCCCCUCUCCUCUAUACAACCAGCAGCGCAUGACCAUGCCGAACUACUACGGCAUGGAAACCACUGCCUCUUCUUCUAUGCCCCUUCAAUCACAAGCUCAACAACCUACAUACGAAUCCUACGCUACAACCUCCGCACCACCUGUUUCCGUACCUGCGCCUGUCCAACACAGAGCUAGUUCCGGUGCUUGGCAACCUCAAGAUGACCAGCAACUUCUCACUGCGAGGAUGCAGGGUCUCAACUGGCAACAGAUCCAAUCGAAUUACUUUCCCUCCAAGACUCCCAAUGCCUGCCGCAAGCGCCAUGAGCGAUUGUUGGAACGCAAGGGUGCUGAUGAUUGGGAUAACCUCAAGCUUCAGCGUCUGGCUAAGGAGUACAUGACUAUGAGAAAGGAGAUUUGGAGUGGUCUUGCAGCUCGAACGGGCGAGAAGUGGAACGUAGUCGAAGCCAAGUGCAUGUCGAAUGGCCUCAAGAAUCUGCAAAGCGCAGCCCGCGCCGCAGCCCGCCGCGACCGUCUCGAGUCCGGCGCUCUCUCAGGGUAUGACGACGACAGCGGCAUCUCCGGCAUGGGCCUGACACCGGUUGACGAACUAGACGCAUCCUAUAGCAGCCCCGAGACCACCGCCUCGUCCGUCGUGGCCUCGGCCAACACGUCCUUCCAGCAGCUCCAGCCUCACCACAUGGCCGCUGCCGUCCAGUACAGCCUCGGAGCCUAUGCGCCAGGCUACGGCGGUCACGGAUACUCUUCAAGCGUGAGCUCCCAAGCGAGUGCGGGUCAUGCGUAUGGCCAUCAUGGUCAUAGUCAGGGGAACAGUCCGCAGUACAUGACGCAGCGACCGCAGAGUUCGGAUAUGGGGAUUGGGAAUCUUAUUAACCGUCCAGGAAGAGGUGUUUAACCUUGCUCCAUUCUCUCUUUCACACGUUUGUUUCACGAAUUUUCAACAUAACCUCAUCGGAGGUUCUACCCACCCUCGCCGUCCAAUCUUUUUGUCAAUCCUUUAAUCCAUCAUACUGCAUGGCGAGCAGCAGGGUUCACGCGGUGUUUGGCGCUUUGGGCAGUUAUAACGACGAUAACGCAGGAUAUUUUGCUCUAUAGGCGUUAAUUGCUUAAUGUUUUUAUUAGUAUUCUUUCUUUGUCUGUUUGUUAAAAUGGUGGUCAGAAGGA
Fusarium redolens is the source of this 1651-nucleotide messenger RNA. RefSeq lists its product as uncharacterized. Lineage: Eukaryota; Fungi; Ascomycota; Sordariomycetes; Hypocreales; Nectriaceae. The record is from RefSeq and is a predicted model, not a curated record. The transcript is spliced from 2 exons. Bases 414 to 1382 code for a protein of 322 amino acids.